GUAACGUACAUUACUACGAGCAGCAAUUCUCACACACAGCUCGGAUACGUACCGCAUGUGAUAGUGCGUGCAUUCGCGAUCCGCGGUCAGCGCUAGGUAGCAUAAAACCAAUUUACAGUUGCGGGAAAGUCUGGCGGUGCUGUGUGUUAUCGGGCUGGUGGUUGAACACAGAAGCAGCAUCAAGGAAGCUUGAAGCUAGGUAGUAGCUGGUGGGUUCCCGUAGCUGGUGUCAUCGAGUGGAAGUCAAGUGACCUAGUUGAAGCUGAAUACAGCUUGGUAGUUGGUACUACAUCCCUCUGCACUGGUGAAUUAGAUCAAGCUUGAUCAUGUCUGACAGCGACAACAGUAUUUUCUCCGAGGAGGAAGAAGAGGAGGGGGAAGAAAGCUUUCAGAAAGAUAGCGAUGAGGGUAGUCUUGUAGGAAGCGCUGAUGAAGCUGAAGAGGGGGAGGAGGCCGAUGACGGGGAAGAAGAACCGGAGGAUGGGGAGGAUUUGAUGAGCGAACCACGGAGCGACGAGGAGGACGAAGAGGAAGAGGAAGAUCACGAUGGGUACGACCAUAGGAAGAAGAUAAAGAAGAGGAAAGUUGAGAGUUUCAUCAUUGACGAAGCUGAUGUUGAUGAUGACUACGGUGAGGACGAUGAGGAAGAUGAGUGGGAAGCUGGAGCCGAAGCACUGAUCAAUAACGCUCCCACGGAUUACAAUGAUAGCGAUCAACAUGGAGCCCGACGUCUCACUCAGCUGUUCAGUACACAAAAGGAGGAUGAGCUCGAGGAGUAUUACAAGAGGAAAUAUGCUGAAGGGACCAGCACGUCGUACAGAGACGAAGAUGAGCUCCCAGACUCCAUCACACAACAAGGACUUCUCCCUGGCGUCAAAGAUCCCAAUCUGUGGAUGGUCAAAUGUACCAUUGGCCAGGAGAAAGAGGUCGCAAUCCAGCUCAUGAGGAAGUUCAUCGCGUACCAGAAUACAGAAGAGCCGCUUCAAAUUAAAUCCAUUGUGGCCGUCGAGGGGUUGAAAGGUUACAUCUACAUCGAGUCUUACAAGCAGACCCAUGUCAAGCAAGCCAUCAACGGUGUCGGGAUGUUGAGGAUCGGUCAGUGGACUCAGAAGAUGGUCCCCAUCAAGGAGAUGACCGAUGUCCUGAAAGUGGUCAAGGAGACUGCUAUGCUCAAAGGAAAAGCUUGGGUCAGACUCAAGAGAGGGGUUUUCAAAGAUGACCUGGGCCAAGUGGACUACGUCGAUCAGACCCAGAACCAGGUUAUCCUGAAACUUCUUCCGCGAAUCGAUUACACCCGACCCCGCGGCAUCCAGCGGACGGCCCAGACCGCGGCCGAGAAGCGGAAGCGUCGGCGCCCGGAGCAGAAGCUGUUUGACUUGGAAGCGAUUCGUAGGAUCGGUGGAGAGGUCACAUCUGAUGGUGAUUUCUUGGUUUUUGAAGGGAAUCGCUACAGUAGGAAAGGGUUCCUCUUCAAGACGUUUGCUAUGAGCGCUAUCAUUGCCGAAGGUAUCAAGCCCACCCUGUCUGAGUUGGAGAGAUUUGAAGACAAGCCAGAGGACAUCGACGUAGAAUUGGUAGCGAAGAGCAAAUCAACCAAAGAAAAGAGUCAUAGCUUUGCUCCAGGAGACAACGUGGAAGUGGUAGAAGGAGAAUUGAUCCAUCUUCAAGGUAAAAUCAAGAGCGUCGAUGGAAACACUAUCCUGGUUCUACCGAAACACGAAGAUCUAAAGGAUACCUUAGAGUUUCCUGCUCAUGAAUUGAGGAAGCAUUUCAAGAUCGGAGAUCACGUGAAGGUCAUCGCAGGUCGCUACGAGGGAGAUACGGGAUUGGUCGUUAGGGUGGAAGAGAACCUGGCCAUCGUCUUUUCAGAUCUCACCAUGCACGAGAUGAAAGUAUUGCCAAGGGAUCUCCAGCUUUGCCAAGAGAUGAGCACAGGAGUAGAUUCUCUAGGACAGUUUCAAUUGGGUGACUUGGUUCAGCUUGAUCCACAGACGGUUGGUUCGAUUGUAAGGUUGGAGAAAGAGACCUUCCAAGUACUGAACAUGCAUAACAAGCUUGUUCAAGUAAAGCCCCAGGCUGUUACCCGUAAGAAAGACUCCAGACAUGCAGUAGCGUUGGACGCCGAACAGAACAACCUACAGGUCAAAGAUAUUGUCAAGGUCAUUGAUGGUCCGCACUCGGGCAGAGAAGGAGAAGUCAGACAUAUCUACAGGAAUUACGCAUUCCUGCAUUCCCGUCUGAUGACUGAGAAUGGAGGGGUGUUUGUUGUCAGGAAUAGACACAUUGUACUGGCUGGAGGCUCAAGGAAAUCUGAUGGUGGAUUUUCUACUGGAUUUGCACCCAUGAGCCCACGUAUUACAAGCCCCAUGCAUCCAAGUGCAGGUCCUGGUCAACAACCUGCAGGUGGGCCUGGUGGCGGGCGUGGUCGUGGGCGUGUCGGCAGAGAUAGAGGCCUGAUUGGACAGACAGUGCGCAUCACAAAGGGACCAUUUAAAGGUCAUAUCGGUAUCGUGAAAGACGCCACCGAAUCAACGGCUCGUAUUGAGCUACAUACGAACUGUAAAACUAUCAACGUCGACAGGAGCCGAAUGAACAUUGUAAGCGAUCAGAUCCGAAGUGGAAUGACGACAGCUUACAGCAGAAACACGCCCAUGUACGGCUCUCAAACCCCCAUGUAUGGGAGCGGUUCCAGGACUCCAAUGUAUGGCUCUCAAACUCCACUACACGAUGGAAGUAGAACUCCUCACUAUGGCUCGAUGACCCCGUCACAUGAUGGUAGCAUGACCCCUUCAAGAUCAGGAGCAUGGGAUCCCACUGCACCAAGCACUCCUAUGGGCUUUGAUGAGUCAUCUCCCUCGCCCCAACCCUAUGGAUCCACCACCCCUGGUACCCCAGGGUAUGCUGGGGAGCCCCAGUCGCCGGGGCAGGGACCGUACACCCCAGCCACGCCCAACAGCUCAUCCGGGAUGUACGGGAGUGAGUCCACCUACUCCCCGUACGGACAGACGCAGACGCCGUCCCCGGGAAGUUACCAGCCCACGCCCAGUCCAUCAAGCAGCUUCCAGCCUGCCCCGAGCCCCGGUUCUUACCAAGCCACCCCGUCCCCAUCGGGCACCUACCACACCCCAUCACCCGGGAGCUACCAGGGCAAUCCGAGCCCUCUGGGGUACUCUGCCAACACCCCCAUGGCCCCGUCGCCCCUGGGGUACAACCCCCAGACACCAGGGGGCGACAUCAUGCACCCCUCCCAGAUCGACUGGCACACCCCUGAGAUUAUGGUGAGGAUCAAGGAUUCCCAUGACGACCCAUCGCUCAUCUUCAAGGAGGGUGUCAUCAGAAGCGUCCAGGGUCCACUGUGUUCAGUGUACCUUCCAGACGGCGAAGACAGAGUAGUUACAGUGAAAGCAGUUCAUCUUGAGCCUGUCAUGCCAAGUAAAACGGACAGAGUGAAGGUGAUAAUGGGUGACGACCGUGACAGCACCGGAACCCUCAUCAACAUUGACGCUGAAGACGGGAUCGUCAAGAUGGACCUGGGCGCGGCCGAUAUCAAAAUCCUGCAGCUCAAAAUGCUUGCUAAACUCUAUAAAUAAACUUUCUUUAUUAUUGUUUAUUCAUUGUACCUGGGAGCUUUUCAUGACAGGACUUGUCUGACAUUUUUUCUGACGGUUACCAUAGUAACGGUGCUUCUCAGAAAAUCAAAAUCAAGGAAAGUCUUGCAGGUCUUACAACAUGUCUGACAAAAACGUUGAUGAAACGUUCGUCUGAGCGUUUUACGAAAGAACUUGUCAAAUGUUGCAUCCGACAAGUCCUCUUUUAUCCAACAGUUACCAUGGUAACAGUGCUCCUCAGCCAAUCAAAAUCAAGGAAAGGUGUCAGAACUGACUACUUGUCAGACAACAAUAUAUUGAUGAAAUGCUCCCUUAGGCCCUUUCUAAAAAGUAUUAUGAUCUUUUAAUCAAUCUAUUUGAUAUAUGGGGCCUAAUCAUAAAGAAUAACUUUGCCAUUAUGUUAACUACCAUGGUAACAGGGCUCAGCAGCCAAUCACAACCAAGUUUUCUAUGGUAGUUACAAUAAUGGUAACUUGAGUUUUAUUUUCAUUUGGUUGAAUGCCAAUUCAUCCAAUUGCCAACUUGUCUACUCUCAUGCAAGAGCCGUGGUGUAGUUGUUCUGACUCUCGCCUUGUAAACAGAGGGUCGUGUGUUCGAAUCCCACCGCCGCCUGGCGUCCUUUGGCAAGGCGUUAAUCCACACUUUGCCACUCUCGACCCAGGUGCUAAAUGGGUACCCGGUAGGAUGUGAAAGUCAUUGUAGCUUGUCCAGUACUGUUUGCGCCUCACAGGCGACUGACUGGAAUACUCCUUAUAGAGUGGAGGAUGUGCACACAUUGUGUUCGGGAAUGACUGAUUAAAUCCGAUGAUCGGGGUAGUAGUAUAUCUGUAAAGCGCUUAGACACGUUGUUCCGAUAUAUUAAGUGCUAUAUAAGAGCAGAUUAUCAUUAUUAUUAUUAUUAUUAUUAUUUGGUCUUCAAUCAGUUCGUCCAAUAUCCACAUUGUCUAAUUGCCAGUUGGUCCAAUAGCUAUUUAGUCUACAUACCAUUAGAUCUGAUAAGACUAAGUGUCCAUUGGGCAAAAUAAAUAAAAAUUAAACAAAUAUUAGACCAACUGGUCAUGAGACAAAAUAGUCACAGACAAACUUUUGAUGAGACGAAGUGAUGAUUUGACCAAAUGGUUGUUAGAUGAAAUGUUGAUGGACAGAAUGGCAUUAGAAUAAAUGAAAGUAGACCAUGUGGUGAGUGGACGAGUUGGCAAUUUAGCGGUAAAUUGACACUAAUUGUAAAUCCAAAUGAAAUCGACCCUUGGACUUGUUAGGGUUGACAAGGUAAAAAUUUAUCCCUAUUGCUCAAAUUUGCAACAAGCAGUAAUUUUCAAUUUGAUAUGCUCUUACUAAGAAACGUUGUGAUGGACUGAAUUGAAUGACUUCAAAUGAAGAAUUUUGUUUUUUUUUAUACAUU
Molecule: messenger RNA, 5010 nt
Organism: Lytechinus variegatus (green sea urchin)
Lineage: Eukaryota; Metazoa; Echinodermata; Echinoidea; Temnopleuroida; Toxopneustidae
Product: transcription elongation factor SPT5-like
Exons: 24
Coding region: 327-3590 (1087 amino acids)
Biological process (GO): transcription elongation-coupled chromatin remodeling; regulation of transcription by RNA polymerase II; regulation of DNA-templated transcription elongation
Cellular component (GO): DSIF complex
Molecular function (GO): mRNA binding; protein binding
Source: RefSeq, a predicted model, not a curated record